Messenger RNA from Plutella xylostella (diamondback moth), 1381 nucleotides. It is a transcript of the gene sel, whose product is annotated as canopy family protein seele. The record is from RefSeq and is a predicted model, not a curated record. Lineage: Eukaryota; Metazoa; Arthropoda; Insecta; Lepidoptera; Plutellidae. Gene Ontology annotation, cellular component: endoplasmic reticulum.
AGUAUUUUGACAGGAAAAGAUAAACUUUAUCCACGUCGAGCGAAUUUACGAACAUUUUCUAAGAGAUUUUCACUGAAAUUACACAUUUCGGUGUUUUUCAAAUAGUUAAUUAUAAGAAGCUUCUAACAAAAUGCACGCUAGAAUACUGUGCGUGGUUCUCCUGGCCACUUUUGCAGUAGUGUCGGCGAAAAUUGACCCCAGAAACUUGAAAUGUUUGGUUUGUCACAAAACCUUUGAUGAGCUCAAUGCUGCCAUUCAGAAAACUGAAAAAUGGAAGAAAAUUGAUGUGGGUAACUUCAGGAUGGAUGCGUCCGGCAACACAAUGCAGGAGCGCGUGCCGGCCCACCGCUCUGCUGUCUACAUCUCUGAACUUGUUGACGGCAUUUGUAAAAAGAUGGACGACUACGUCCGAGUCUACUUCAAGUCGACGGGCAAGCUGGCUCUCAUGCAGCUGAUGUCGCCCUCCGGCGGCAUGAACCCCGACUUCUCCAAGACCAAGUUUGUCACUGAUGAUGACCUGAACAAGAGUCUGGAGUACUAUUGCGAGCGAAUGUUUGAAGAGAACGAGGAUGAGAUCAUAGCGCUGUACAAGAAUCGCCCCGAUGACGAUAUCAUGCCUGAUUCUGCUCAAGAGAUAUGCUUCAAGCAGACCAACUACUGCGAGGAGUGGAUGCUGCCCGACGAGCAGGACACCACCUGGACCCCGGAGAUGGAGGCGGAAUAUGUCAAGAUCCACGGUCCGGACCCCUACGGUUUCGGAGGCGGCAUGGGAGGGAUGGGAGGCAUGGGAGGUAUGGGAGGAAUGGGAGAUUUCGGGGGGAUGCCGCCAAUGGAAGACGAGGAUGAUGAAUCGGCAGAACAUGAAGAACUGUAAAUAACGUCCAUAAUUUGAAAUUAAUUCUGAAGACACAAAAUAUUAAUUGAAAACUAGCGAAACUCUUACUUCUUUGUUAAAUAUUCGACACUGUGAGUGUUGCCGCAUAUCUUUUUCGAUUUUCGACUGACAACAUUUAUAGUUUGAUAUAGCUAAAAUAAAUUUUGUGCCUUCAGAAUCGACAUCAUUGUAGAAAUGAUCGUUAUAAUAAGUCACAUUCGACGGUGGCGUAUUAUAAUGUAUUGUCUACUGUAUGUAAUGAAACCAUAGUGAGUGCGAAAUAACUCAGUAAAUGGAGUUCCUUUAUCUCCUACCACUUUGGAAGAUAGUAAUAAAUGAUGAGUUGAUGAGAUACAUGCGUGUUUAAAAAGUGAGAUUAGGUUUUUUAAAGGUAAAAUGGGUAGGCAUGCAGAAUGUUCUGUGAGUGUCAAUGGAAAUGGUCUUAUUUGUUAGUUUGUGUCCUACUUUUUGAAACAGUAAAAUAAUUUAAUAUUUACGGUCACAAAC